CUAAGUGAUGUCACCUGAUAGUGAAGAGGGAAGGGUAUGCUAAUGUUUACAACCAGCGGGCUGUCAAUAACUCGAUCGUAACCACGGAUCGAUCGAGUCUCUCAUCUCCCUCGUGGUUGUGGAGACGAGGAGCUGAUGGUGUGAGAUCGAUGACUCCUUCCCACGUCCAGGCUGCUGUUUGCUGUGGACCCCCCCCCCCCCCCCCUGCUCCGUGUUGGCUGUGCACAGGGACUCUGAGCUGUCGUCCAGGAACACAACAGUGUCCCGAUGGAAUGGGUGUUCAUCAUGAACCGGAUGAGCUCUCAGGGUAGCGCUGCAGCCCAGCGCAGGCGGAUGGCCCUGGGGGUGGUGAUACUCCUACUGGUGGACGUCAUCUGGGUCGCCUCCUCCGAGCUGACCUCAUACAUUUUCAAGCGACAGGAGUACAACAAACCCUUCUUCAGCACGUUCACCAAGACCUCCAUGUUCGUGCUGUACCUGCUGGGCUUCCUGCUGUGGCGGCCCUGGAGGCAGCAGUGCACCGGCUCUCUGAAACGCCGCCACUCUGCAUUUUUUGCUGAUGCGGAGGCCUACUUCGCACCGUGCACCACUGACACUACUGUGAACAACCGUUUGAGUGAACCACUGUAUGUGCCUGUGAAGUUCCAGGAUGUACCUGCUGAACAAUCAAAUUAUUUGUCUGGAGAUUUUCAAACUUCAGCCACCAAAAAGCAGCGGGUGCGUUUCAGUAACAUCAUGGAGGUGCGUCAGCUGCCCUCCACUCAAGCUCUGGAGGCCAAGCUGUCCCGCAUGUCCUACCCUGCUGCCAAGGACCAUGAAGCCAUGCUGCACACGGUGGGCAAGCUCACCAUCACUGAUGUGGCCAAGAUCAGCUUCUUCUUCUGCUUUGUGUGGUUCCUCGCUAACCUGUCCUACCAGGAAGCCCUGUCCGACAUGCAGGUGGCAAUUGUCAACAUUUUAUCCUCCACCUCAGGCCUGUUCACGCUGAUCUUGGCAGCCAUAUUUCCCAGCAACAGCAGCGACCGCUUCACUUUGUCCAAGCUGCUGGCUGUGGCUCUCAGCAUGGGAGGUGUGGCGCUGGUGAGUUUCUCCAACAUGGACAGCCCUGAUGAGAAAGGAGUCACAGGUUCCUUGUGGUCGCUGGCCGGGGCGAUACUUUACGCUUUCUACAUCGUCAUGAUCAAGAGACGAGUGGACCGGGAGGACAAGCUGGACAUUCCCAUGUUCUUUGGGUUUGUGGGUCUGUUCAACCUGCUGCUGCUGUGGCCGGGCUUCCUCGUGCUUCACUACACGGGCUUCGAGGCCUUCGAGCUCCCCAGCCAGCUGGUGUGGACGUACAUCCUCAUCAACGGCCUCAUCGGCACCGUGCUCUCCGAGUUCCUCUGGCUCUGGGGCUGUUUCCUCACGUCCUCUCUCAUAGGAACUCUAUCACUGAGCCUCACCAUCCCGCUCUCUAUGAUGGCAGACAUCUGUAUGCAGAAGGUUCGUUUUUCUUGGCUGGUUUUCGCGGGCGCGGUCCCCGUCUUCCUCUCCUUCAUCAUUGCCACGGUCUUAUGCCACUACAACAACUGGGACCCCGUGCUGGUGGGGCUCCGCAGAGUGUACGCCUUCGUUUGCAGGAAACAUCGAAUCCAGAGACUGCCAGAAGACAGUGAGCUGUGUGAAAGCCUUAUCCCUCUGCACACUGUCUCACCAAAUGAAGGAAGUGUGUGUUCGUGAUCCAACCGGCAGACACAAAGUGGCGAUGGUGGAUCUCGCUGAGUUGACAAUCUGGAAGCUCUCAGAGACAUUGAACUACCCCAGUGCCUCCUAUUGAAACUAUUUAUUUUCUACAGUGUUGCGACGGCCCAACCGAUUCUACAAUCUCUCUUUUUUUUUUUUUUUUACGUUCACAUAUCAGCCGUCACGGACUGAACUUCUGAUUUCUCCUUUUUUUAAUGUUUCUGUGUGAAAAGAAACUUUAUGGUACUCAAGGUGCUGGACAUGAUCAGUGAUUACUGUCGUGUCAUGUGACCAAAUGAAAUGGUAAAUGUUGAACUUGAUCUUAACACUAAGUGGAGCAGUAGUGCGUGUGUGCGUGCGUGUGUGUCUGUGUGUGUCUAUGUGCGUGCGUGUGUGUGUUUGUGGGUUUGAAAACCUUGGAAAAGAGCUCCCAUCACUAUUUUAAGGACGAUGUAGCCUCUUUGUACUGGACUUUGUAAAUUAGUCCCUUUUUUGAUACUUGCUGCUUGUUUUGAAGUUCAUGCAGAUGUAAUGCAUUUCACAGUCUGGCCAUUUGCACAGUCACAGAGCAAACCCAGCCUUUCCCUGAUGGUGUUAGAAUCACCAAGGCAGCAUGUUAGUGAAGCGCCUCCUUGAAGUGUGCACUGUGCUGCACCACCCUCUCUAGACUCAGCCCCUGCAGGAGUCAGUGCAGCUUGACUGAUUUCAAUCAGGGCUAAUCGUGUCUUCAAGCUUUUCCAAUCAGCCACGUGAUGCACUUCAUAUGAUGUCUUAGCACAUGUGACCACUUUGUUUGCAUGACCAACGAUCAGUUAGAUUUAGAAAUGCAGUUUGAGUUCCUGUUACUCGGCCUCAGAGGCUUUUUGGCACUUACAGGAUUGAUCAGCGUGGCUUCUGCAUGUGAUGGAAGGUAUUUUCCAACUUCAGACCUUCAGGUAACACCGGUAUUGACCUGAUAGGAUUCAUCUUGCGUUCAAAAAUACAUAUUUCUGUCAGUCUGACACCAGCCUCUGUUGUUCUCUGUUGACUGAGUUAGUCUGACGCUUGUUUCCUCGUCUAACCGGGACUCAAACAGGAUUUUAAUACUCAAAUAGUAUUUCUUAUAAAAGGCACAAGGGGGAGAUGUUGACAGAAUCAAUAGAGAUUCUUUGAGCUGCUAAUUAUCUUCUCCAUUGCCAGUUUAAAAGAACUCUUUACCUCUUUGAAAGAAUACCAACAGAAUCAAUUUAGUUAACGACAGCUCACCUCAAAAAAUUUAACUGUUGUUUUAGCUGCAAAUUAUUUAAAGUCCAAAUUUACUUUUUAAUGCAAGAAAUGUUAAUUUAAGAGUAGAGCCCAAUACAUACAAUAUUACUACUAAUAAUAAGCUUUUUUAAAUUCUUGCAGAGGGAAACGGCAAUAAGCAAUAAAAUAUGAAUCUGUGAAAAUGAAUGAAAGUGGGUGAAAAGUAAUGAAAUGGUCAAAUCAAAAUUAAAGGAAGGAACCCUGCAGCUGCAGCCAUGUUGGGCAAGUCCAUUUCUGGAGAGAGACCAUUAAGGCUUUUGCAUCAUCUUCUUCUUCUUUGGUUUUAGUCUCAACUUCUUGCAGUCACACGACAAACGGUCGUUCUCAUGAAACCAAACCACGGCUCAGUUUGAUCCCGGCCUCUUCUGGUCGGACAAAUUCUGAAGUUCAGCACCAAAUGAGCAUCUUUACAAUGACCGUUAACGUUUAAUCCAACAUUUCAUUACUUGAACAUUUUAGAAAAUCAAUCUUUCACGUCAUCUUUUGGUGUCGAACGCGACAGACGAGCGAUGUUCUUGUUUUUUUCUCUUCGUCCCUUUGACAGUUCUGGAGCGUGGAGACAAGCUGUGACAGAGACAGAAAGUUUGUGUUGAACAACAAGUCGUCAAAACUAUAAGCUACAAAACGUCUCGCUGCAAUAAUGGUUUGAAUCAUGGGCAGAGUGUUGAUGUUUGUGAACACUACAGAUUUAUCCUCUGAGAUGACGUCUCGGUUCAUAUUCGAUGUAUUUUUCUAAAUGAUACCUGCAGGAGGAAGGAUUUGCAUUAAAGUCUCUUGUAGUUUAGAUUAGGUCUCAUCAGUUUGACAGAAAAAUGAUUUAUUUACUGUUUGAGAGUUUGAAUGUGAUGAAAAAAAAACAUUUCUUUAACCAGCCUCAGUGUCUGUCAUGUGAUCACAUAUGUAUAUAUCACAGCACAAGGUGAAAUGUAAAUGUUAAUCCACUAUUUCUCAUGUUGUUUGCAUAAAAUUCUACAGAAAACUUAUUUUUUCAUCUUUCACCGGUGAUGCUUGUGAAAUCCUGCAUGUGAUUUAUUAUUUUUACUCAGGUUCUUUGUUUUCUGAACAUUAUCUGUGUCGUUAACGAGGACGAACAAAAAACAGCAACUUCUCUCUCAUCAGCAAAAACUCUUUAAUAAUCCAUCUGUGGUUUUGUACAAACACUGCACUAUUAAAAUGAGUUGCUUUGAAA
Molecule: messenger RNA, 4195 nt
Organism: Pleuronectes platessa (European plaice)
Lineage: Eukaryota; Metazoa; Chordata; Actinopteri; Pleuronectiformes; Pleuronectidae
Product: solute carrier family 35 member F5
Exons: 16
Coding region: 268-1719 (483 amino acids)
Biological process (GO): regulation of peptide transport
Source: RefSeq, a predicted model, not a curated record